Molecule: messenger RNA, 321 nt
Organism: Parastagonospora nodorum SN15
Lineage: Eukaryota; Fungi; Ascomycota; Dothideomycetes; Pleosporales; Phaeosphaeriaceae
Exons: 3
Coding region: 1-321 (106 amino acids)
Source: RefSeq, a predicted model, not a curated record
AUGCCGCGGCAAGCGAAGCCAAGACUGGGGAUCAAGCUCGAGCUCGCAGCAGACUUUGACUUGAAGGAAAAUCCUCUGACGUCGCCACUAGCGGGCACCUUCCCGAAUGAAGAGCCAUGGGCCCAGAGGCCGCGCGUGUUUGACAAUUGGCAUGGCGGGCGCAAUGCUCGCGGCAACAGUGUACUCAGGUCCGCGAUAGUGUGGACUGGACGUGCAGUGGCAUAUGGACCAGAGUACGACGCCUCGACACACAUAAGGCGCACUCAUGGCAAAGUCGUUCUGCCGCAGUACAUAUGCGAUGAGGUUGCACUGGCUAUGUAA